CACAACCUGCAGUACCUGUUCCAGCAAUGGGGGAAUCUUACAUUAUAAGUAUAGACUUUGGAACAACAUACAGUGGAUAUGCCUUCAGUUUGACAUCCAGAGAAGAAGAAGUAGACCCUCAUGUGAAGUUUUGGGGUGAAGACGUUGGACUGGAAACCCCAAAGACUCCAACCUGCAUCUUGUUUGAUGAACAUCAAAAGUUUGUCAGCUUUGGAUAUAAAGCCAAACAGACUUAUUUAAAGAACUCAGGCAAAGAAUCCAGAGCGAAGUUCUUCUUUGAUUGUUUUAAGAUGUCACUCUAUGGCAAAAAAGUCACCACAGACUUGACAAUUAAAGCAGCCAAUGGGAGGGAAAUGAAGGCUCUGAAGGUUUUUGCAGAAGCUUUAAGAUUCCUGAAAGAAGACGCUCUGAAGACCAUUCAACAAAACACUGAAGGACUGAAGUUCACAGCCUCUGACUUCACCUGGGUGCUGACGGUUCCUGCAAUCUGGGAUCAUUCAGCCAAACAGUUCAUGAGAGAAGCUGCAACUCAGGCAGGAAUUGUGACAGAGGGAACUAAAAAUAAUCUGGUGUUUGCUCUGGAACCAGAAGCAGCUUCAGUCUUCUGUAAGAAACUACCAUCAGAGGGUUUCAUAGCAGAAAACCGGGGUGAAAGCAAACUGGACCAAUCCCCAGGAACUCAGUACAUCGUUGUUGAUUGUGGAGGAGGAACCAUUGACAUCACUGUUCAUGAAGUUGUUGAAGGAGGAUUUCUGAAGGAGCUGCACAAAGCCUCUGGGAACGACAUGGGAGGACAAACAGUGGACAGAAAAUUUAAAGAGUUCCUCAGAGAGACAUUCUCUCCUGAAAUCUGGGAUGAGUAUGAAGAAAAGUAUCCCAGUGAGGUUAGAAGAAUUAUGUAUGACUUCACACUUUUCAAAAGAAGAGAUGAAGAUAUGGAAAUAACCUGUCCAAUGAAUCUAGGAAUGAUGGCUUUAAAAAAACAGGACAUGGAAGAAUACUUUAAACAAGUUCAAGGAGCAUCUUAUGAUGAUGGAUCAAUCAAAAUAUUAAAGCAGAAACUGAGAUCUUUCUUUGAAGAGAGUCUGUGGAGCAUCACUAAGAGACUUAGAGAAAUCUUGUACCAAACAGCAAACAUUAAAUACAUUCUGUUAGUGGGAGGUUUUGCUGAAAGUCAGAUUCUACGGAGACACAUUACUGAUGAGUUUAUUGACGACUGCAAAGUUGUGUGUCCUUUUAGGCCCCAAGAAGCCAUUUUGAAGGGAGCUGUGGAGUUUGGAAGAAACCAAGGUGCAGUGGCAUCAAGAAAAAGUGACUAUACUUAUGGAGUACAUCUGUCAGAGCCGUUUAAGAAGUCGAAGCACAGGGCGGACAAGAAGUACAAAAACAAAGAUGGAGUCUUCUGUGGUGAUCUUUUUGGCAAACUAGUUGAAAUUGAUGAGGAUGUUAGUUGGAAUGAAACCAGAGAGCUCACAGUAUAUCCUUUAGAAAGAGACCACACAAAAAUAAUUCUUGCAUUUUAUCGCACAAAGAAAAAAGAUCCCAUGUAUGUGGAUGAGGCAGGUGUGGAAAAAAUUGGUUCAUUUGUUGUUGAGUCACCUGACACGUCACUUGGACUGGACCGUCAGAUUGUUCUAGAAAUAAAAUUUGGCUUCACAGAACUGAUGGUAACAGGCACUGACCGGGAGUCAGGAUCAGUACACACAGUCAACCUAAACUUCAUGACAAAUUAAUUCUGAUAACCAAACAAGAACAAAAAAGAAGACACAAAAAAAAUUAAGAAAUGUCAAAAACACCUGAUUUAAAGAUGGGGGUAUUAACUUAUCUGGUCCUCAAGGCACACUGUCCUUCAAGUCUCAGACAUCCAGACAGCUGAAUACCAAACAGGCCCGGAGGCGAGGGUGGGCCCAGAGUCAGCCGUGCCCAACCUGGACUGGGCACGGCUUUAUUUUUACGUCAGAGUGGCCAAGUAUCUCGAUUUGAUGCAGUAGAGGCUUCCGCACUUCCCAUAUCUGUGCAGCGGUCACUUUUUUUCCGCCGUCACAACUGUUUAAUCGUUGUUAUCACGUCAUAAUGUAUUUUUCCGAGCCACCUUUAAACGCAACAUGAGUGCAACAUGCGUGCAAACCAACGCUCGCGCCGACAGCGACGGAACCAGGCUGCUGUGCAGAGCUGCACAUGUGUGUGUUAGAAUAAUGGCGGCAAACCAGCAAAACGCAAAGAACUGUGCAUAGUUUCCCCUCCCCCAAUCUUAUACUGAGUGAGUUUAGUACAGUUGUCUGAUGCAGGUAAUGUUAGCUAAAAGAUGAUUAGUUAAUGCUAAUAUAUCAAUUUAAGCUUGUUCACGUUCAAAAGUGGGUAGUACAGGUUACAUUCACUUGAAUAACUUUUUUGGGAAAAAGGUACUUAUAUGAGCAGUUUUACUGCACUGUACUAUUGUCAAUUACUUCAGUGAUGAUUGCUACGUAGAUUGAUUUUGCAUUUAAAGAAAUAAACUUCAGAGAUUG
This is a messenger RNA of Gambusia affinis (western mosquitofish), 2507 nucleotides long. Its product is annotated as heat shock 70 kDa protein 12A-like. The transcript has 4 exons. The coding region runs from base 27 to 1733 and encodes 568 amino acids. Gene Ontology annotation, molecular function: ATP-dependent protein folding chaperone; ATP binding. The record is from RefSeq and is a predicted model, not a curated record. NCBI's taxonomy places the organism in Eukaryota, Metazoa, Chordata, Actinopteri, Cyprinodontiformes, Poeciliidae.